GAGCACUUCGGUGACUCGCAGUCGUAUCUGUUCGGUUCAUUGUGGCAGUUUGAGCAUCCGUGAGGACGUCGUAUCCACUGGAUUUGAGCAUCGCAUCAUUCAUGUUUGAGCACUCCAGCGCGUUACAUCGUUACAAUCGCUUACAACGGAUGCAUCUGAAAGUGCGCGCCGAGUCGUAUCUCAAAAUGCACUAGGAACGGUAAACAAAAAGCGGUAAUAGGUGCCGGCAAGCAGAAAGAAAGUCGAUAUCGCGGGAAUCGGGAAAGUGAAUUUUGGGAAAAUAUAUCGUCUUGAACAGAAAACAAAAACAGUUCAGCCAGGAGGCGAGAGUGCAUGUGGUCGGGAGUGCGCCGCGGAUAUAUUCGCAGUUAUUCGGGAGUGGCGGUAUCCGGUCCUCUGGGCGUAUACUUGUCCGCCUAACCGUUGUUGUUCCUAGAUUAAAGGCAACAGGAAGCAAAGAAGGCCGAAGCGGCAAGCGGCGGCGACCAACAGCAACAACAGUGUGUGGCAAGUGCAAGGAGUUGAAAUUUAUAGUUGCCGCAUUUUGUCGAAAUUAAAUUAUGUUAAGUGCUGAAAUCAGUAAGAAGGUGAAGUGAAAAGCAAACGGGGAAAAGCGCCUCUGGCAACAGCACCAGCACCAGCACCAUCAGCAACAACAAUUGCAGCAUCCCGAGGAGGAGAAAGAGCCGAAACGGCAGAGGUGCCAGCCAGCCGGCAGAAACAAUCUAGAAAAAAAUAAAUAAAAAUUGAAAAGUGAACGCAAAGCUAAAUAAGUUGCAAUGUGAAGAGCCCUGAAAGGACAAGUGCGAACCAAGGAACAGAGGACUCGACGACAAGCAGCUGUCCCUGCGACGAUUGACAGGACAAAAACAAAAGCCCAGGACUAGCUACGAGGACUUCCUGCUCAAGUGGCACAAGCGGCACCCAACUAGUACGUUGUUUUUCCCAUCGAUUCGGGUCUUCCAUGGCCCCCAGAAAAUUGCAGCACCAAAGGGGCGCAAUGUGCUUGCCAAAUACAGCAACCGAAUAGAAAAUCACUCGAAAAUCUGAAAAACAUAAAAAACGAGAGAGCAGUUACAGCAGCAGGAGCAGCAUCAACAGCAGCAGCAUAUGUGUCUUUAUUUUUUGUGCUCUUUUCUGUGAUGCCACAAGGACACAAGGACACUUCAAGUGACAGCAACAUACGCGAGUUUCGUUCGUUUGUUCGGGGACAGCCUUCCAUUUCCAUCUAAGACGCAGCAGCAGGAUGCGCAAGCACAAAGCGCCGCCCAGCGGCAGUCCAAGGACAAUGCCCCAGGACAGUUCAACAGCAGGAGCGCGAGAUGAUUCAGGAGCAGCGGUAGGGGCAGGAGCAGGAGCAGGAGCAGGAGCACUAGCCGGAGAAUCUCCCACAACGGAAAGCCAAGAGCAGCAUCAGCAGCAGCAUCAGUGCCUGCUGCUGGGUCACAGUGCAGCGGGUGCACCCGCAACAGCAUCAGCAGCAGCAGCAGCUAGUCGCCUGGCCCCGCCCACUUGUCAGCCCCCCAUAAACAGCAGCAGCAAGGAGCGACCUCGCCCCACAGUCCGGUUCGUGUCCUUGUUGCACGUCGCCAGCUACGUGCUGUGCCUGUGCGCCUUCAGCUUCGCGCUCUACGGCAACGUGCGGCAAACGCGGCUGGAGCAGCGGAUGCAGCGCCUCCAGCAACUGGACGCAAGGAUUGUGGAACUGGAGCUCCGGCUAGAGCAGCAGCAGCUCCUACACUGGCCCGCGGAGCAGGCGCAGAUUCUGACCAGCGGUAGUGCGACCAGUGACACCGCCAAUGCCAAUGGCAGCCACCUGGCGUUGCAUGUGCGGCGUGAACUGCACCGACUCCGCCGGGAUGUGUCGCACUUGCAGCUCACGCGUCGCCAGCAGCGUCGCCAGGCGGCCGAGGCGGCAGCAGCGGCGGCGGCAAGCGGCGAAGGUGGUACCGGAAGUUGUCAGUGUCAAGCAGGUCCUCCGGGUCCACCAGGACCACCCGGAAAACGCGGCAAGCGCGGCAAGAAGGGCGAUGCCGGCGACAAGGGCGAACCGGGCCUGAAUGGCAUCAGUGGUGAGAAGGGAGCGGCGGGCAAGCCCGGAGACAAGGGCCAGAAGGGCGACACCGGACACCCCGGAAUGGAUGUCUUCCAAACGGUGAAGGGUCUGAAGAGAUCGGUGACAACGCUGCAUGGCGGCACGCUGGGCUAUGCGGAAAUAGUUGCUGUUAAGGACUUGCAAGAAGCCGGCGUCAAUGUAUCCGCUUCCACAGUCAUACAGCUGAAGGGAGAGCCCGGCGAGCCGGGUCCGCCGGGACCACCGGGAGAGGCGGGACAGCCAGGAGCGCCGGGAGAGCGGGGAGCACCCGGCGAGGCCGGAGCACCGGGCCUGCAGGGCGAGGCCGGACAGCCGGGACCAGCCGGACCGCCCGGAGUGGCGGGCGCACCUGGCACGAAGGGCGACAAGGGUGAUCGGGGCGAUCGAGGACUAACCACAACCAUCAAGGGUGACGAGUUCCCCACGGGCAUCAUCGAGGGUCCGCCGGGACCGCCCGGACCACCAGGUCCGCCCGGAGAGCCCGGCGAGCGAGGAGAGGCGGGACCGACCGGACCCGCCGGACCGCCCGGCGAAAAAGGACCGCGCGGCAAACGCGGCAAGCGGAUAUUCGGACCGGGUGGAACCAAGUUGGACGAGGACUACGACGAUCCGCCGGUUACUUUGCUGCGCGGACCGCCAGGACCUCCUGGCUUGGCUGGCAAGGAUGGACGCGACGGUCGGGAUGGCGCCAAGGGAGAGGCAGGCGAGCCGGGAGAACCCGGUUCGUUGGGUCCCCGUGGCCUGGACGGCCUGCCUGGAGAGCCGGGCAUCGAAGGACCUCCCGGUCUGCCAGGAUACCAGGGACCGCCUGGCGAGAAGGGCGAUCGCGGAGACAUUGGACCGCCGGGAUUGAUGGGUCCUCCAGGUCUGCCGGGCCCUCCUGGAUACCCGGGAGUCAAGGGCGACAAAGGCGAUCGCGGUGAUUCGUACCGCAAGAUGCGACGUCGCCAGGAUGACGGCAUGUCCGAUGCCCCGCACAUGCCCACCAUUGAAUACUUAUACGGCCCCCCAGGACCACCGGGACCCAUGGGCCCGCCCGGACACAAUGGGCUCCAAGGCGAGCGCGGUCUAGACGGACGCAAGGGCGAUCCGGGUGAAAAGGGCCACAAGGGCGAUCAGGGACCCAUGGGGCUGCCGGGCCCCAUGGGCAUGAGGGGUGAAUCGGGUCCGUCGGGACCCGCGGGAAAGGCUGGCAUUCCGGUGUGGGGCGACUACUAAUACCACUAGUUAACAGUGCAGCCAGUCUGCAGUCAGUAAUAACCAGCACUCAUAGCGCCAAAGUCUCAGUGAAAUGCGACUAAAAAAAAAUAAAUGCCAUACACACGCACACCACAUUCACACUCACACCCACACCCACACUCACAAAAAAAAAAACACCCAUUCGAAGAAAGGAAAACAAAUUUAAUCAAAGCAAAACAAAUGUUCAAAGUUAGGAAGCCGCGCAACGCUUGUCAAAUGUGCUCAGUUAUAUAUAUGUUAUAUAUAUCUAUAUGUAUACUGCAGUGGAAUAUACAUAUGUAUAUCAAUUUGUACAAACUCGCACCCAUGUACAGAGAAUCAAAUACGAAAUAGCAGCAUGUCAGUAGCUCAGAAACGAGAGUAAGCAAAUCAAUUAAUUGCAAACGAACUGCUCCCCUCCAGCCCGCACGAAAUAAAGAAUUAAUAUUCAUAUCAUUUAAAAUGCCCCCAAGACUCAAACAAGUAUUUAUGUAUACAAACAAGUAAUGCAAACAAACAUAUGUCUACACCAAGCGUAUUUACAAACAUCAAUCAAUUGAAUCAACUAACAAACUUUGAACCUACCCCAGUACACUCCACCUACCCACUCACCCAACUACCCCCACACACCCCACAAUUGCAGAGAAGAAAACCAACUACAAAUAUGCAAUGCAAAUAUUUUAAUUGCAUUUCAUUCGCCGCUCGUUGCUCUCUGUGCGAAGCAAUUGCAGCAGGAGCAGAAAAGCCGCUUCGAAAUGCAUAAAUCAUACGCACCGUGGUACGUGAAAGUUGCCACACUUUCCCAGUCAGUCUGCGGCCCGUUGCGAAUUGCGAAUUGUGAUUUCGGUUUUGGUUUUGGUUUUCAAGUGCCUCCAUGCGGGUGCUAUUGACUAAUUGGUAGAUUACGCCGGAACCGAGCUGCAAUCAUUGCCAAUUUGCCGAAAGUGACUUAAUUACAACGCAAUCAGAUUAUCCUUGACUGCCAACACAGACGAGGAUGAAGAAGGCACUUCUUAUUCUUUAUUCUGCUCCUGCUGCCCCGUCUUAGCAUUGUCUUAGGUGCCGUCCAAGGGCUUUGUCUGAAUUUUCGAAUAGUACUCGUUCCCGUUCAAACAAAGCAUAAUUGCCAAAGCUUCAAUGUGAAACAGAAAAGCCAAGAGCAGAAAAACACAAAAACCAUAAAAAUAAUAAGAAUAUACAAAGUAAAACAUAAAUACCUACACUGUAUUGGAUUAAGAAAUUGUGCUAAUUAAAUGAAAUUUAAAGAAUUGUAAGAUAUUUUGAUCUCUUGAUGUUCACGCAUGCAUAAUGCAAUUAUAUCUUAAAGUUGCAGAUAGUGUCAUUAUUUAUACUCGAAUAUAUCACUAACAGAACAAAAGAGCUAUCCAAACCAAUUGUGCAUAUUUUCCAAAGUAAAACAAUAACUUCCAUAGAACGCAGACAGCAAUGUUAGUUAGGCUAAAGUUGAAUUCUGUAGGAGAUAGGGUUGCUGUACUUUCCCAAUUUGAAUCGAAAUCUAAAAUCGAGAAUCGUAAAUCGGGAGUGACAAUGCAAAAUAUCAACAACAAUAAAUACAUAAUCUUACCACGAGUAUGUAUCCUAUUGGUUUCAUGGACAUCUCAAACAAAGUAAUACUAACAACUCUAUUUAUACAAAAACGAAACGAAGCAUAAAUUAACAUUUGGCGAGUAUCUGGCGCGUU
Molecule: messenger RNA, 5015 nt
Organism: Drosophila ananassae
Lineage: Eukaryota; Metazoa; Arthropoda; Insecta; Diptera; Drosophilidae
Product: collagen alpha chain CG42342
Exons: 15
Coding region: 1247-3313 (688 amino acids)
Source: RefSeq, a predicted model, not a curated record